AAUGAAUGAAGUACGAGAAGAUAUCGCAAAGCAAGAAGUCAAAAAUGAAAAUGAUUUUCAAGAGGUAGGAGCAACUUUUCUCCUAAAUAAUGCAGGAAUACGUUGAUAGGCUGUCUCCGAAAUUCAACGAUGAUGAUUCAUACAAGUAUUCGCUGCCGCCUCCACCACCAGACUCAAGCCAACUGGACUCAAUGGCAUCACAUCCAGAAACUCCAUCCAUAGUACUGUCAGCAUUCUCAGAUCCUUCGCCGACUACUCCGAAAAACAAGUCAGAGUUCAUAUCGGAGUCACUGACCUCAACAUUAAGUAACAUCUAUGCUCUCUUCAUCAUAACACUUGGAGUUAUUAUUUAUACAGGCGACUUCUUCUAUAGUGUUCAUAUAUCUCCUAUCUUCUCCUGUGUAUUAAUAGUAAUCGGAUUAGUUUACCUUGUAUUUUUAAUUGCACACAUAAAUAUUAUUAAAUAUAGAUAUAAUAAAUUGAACUCCAAAAAAGAGGAAGACAUAGAAAUAGUAAAUAAUCCAAAUGGAAAUGCUACUCAUCCAAACGACAACGAAACUAAUUUGCUAGGCAAAGUUGCGCCGCUGGAAGAAAGCUACCAAUUCACUCACGGACGACAUUCCGGUAGCUUCUAUCUAAAGUUAGGUGCUACAGGUUUUGCAAUCGGUCACCUUAUCCACGGUGUACUGUUACUUGCCAGUCAGAUACAGUUCUACAUGGACGAUAAACUUGACAACGACAGGUGUUUGAACAUAAUGGGGAUUGUACACGAUAUGUUUAACCCUUUAUUUUGUUUUCUAGAGCUGUAUUUUAUAUUUAACUACUCGAAUAUUGUCAUCUUGAAAUAUGCGGAUAUUUUUGGUUGCAGUCCAGUUAUAAUGAUUCCGUAUUUAGUAGACCAUUACAGACUGGCCAAUCUGGGCUUCACACAUUUGAUCGCUAGCAGUAUAUGUUUCUGGAUCUCUACCAUUUACCGUGAGACACAUCUAUCACUGACUAUCUACGCCAACUCCAUAUAUGGCAACAAAUCUCACAGAUAUUCUUCUACCAAAGUGGACAAAUCGAUAGGUCUGAUAGAUCUGGAGAGCCUGUAUGACGCUACUUGUGUUAGCUCGCCAGCAGCGAUUAUGAUAUUUGAGAAUUUCUCUCCAUACUUGUUUCCUUUUGGAGUGGAGUUCAACAUUCUCAUAGUUGCCUUCUACUACGUGAUCUGGAGUCACAUCGGUCGUCCCAUUGAGGAGGAGCAAACCCCGCAUCAUACAGACCACCAGAGCGUUCAUUCUAUAGAGCAAGACGCAGAGAAUGAGUCCCCUGGUAACAUUGUGGUCCACGUCGACUGCCACGGAUCCAGCAAGGGUCUGUUCUUCGGCCUGGUGUUUGUGGUGCUGAUGGCAGCUAAUGUCAUACUUGGAUUUGUUCUUGGGAACCUUGGCGGUGACUUCACAGGCUACGGAUACGCUCUGAAGAAUCACACGAAGCUGUGGAUGCAUUUUUUCAUGACGGUCGCUGUGAUAAUAGCGUACAAGCAGUCAAGGAGUUUGGAUGUGAACGACCACCCUAUCUCUAAGCUCGAUGACGUGUUCCUUUACAUUUGUCUGCCGGCUUUCUUCAUGGAAACCCUGCUUUCCCUACUAGCCACUAUCGUGAUACUAAAUAUCGUGAGAUGUAUCGAUCUAGUGUUGAUGGUCAUACAGGUGAUCAUCCAGACGAUAUUCCUCAUCGAUGGCAUGCGACGGUGCAGCAACACGAAGAAACUCCGCCGUUACAAGCCGGGCCGGGAUGCCGUCAUGUUCCUCCUCAUAGCCAACGUGUGUAUGUGGCUCUUCAACACCUUCUCCUUCAAGUCACCGGAAAGUGUCGACGAGAGAUACGAGUUCUACGGCAAGGUCCUCUGGACGAUCCUCGGACAUGUCACUCUACCGCUGAUGAUGUUCUACAGAUUCCACUCCAGUGUGUGCCUCGCUGAUAUCUGGUAUUCCGUCUACAAGCCGAGUACGUACCAUUAG
Messenger RNA from Aricia agestis (brown argus), 2006 nucleotides. RefSeq names its product proton channel OtopLc-like. The record is from RefSeq and is a predicted model, not a curated record. The transcript has 14 exons. NCBI's taxonomy places the organism in Eukaryota, Metazoa, Arthropoda, Insecta, Lepidoptera, Lycaenidae. Bases 90 to 2006 code for a protein of 638 amino acids. Gene Ontology annotation, molecular function: proton channel activity. Gene Ontology annotation, biological process: proton transmembrane transport. Gene Ontology annotation, cellular component: membrane.